CCUGCGGGGCGGAGGCCAUGUUGCGGGGCACCCACGUGAGGGCCGCACGUCCACGAGCGGUCACGUGACCGGGGCGCGCCGCAGCCGCCGGGGCGCACCCGGCGAGAGGCAGCGGCCGUGAUGGACGGGUCCGGGGAGCAGCUCGGGAGCGGCGGGCCCACCAGCUCUGAACAGAUCAUGAAGACAGGAGCCUUUUUGCUACAGGGUUUCAUCCAGGAUCGAGCAGGGAGGAUGGCUGGGGACACACCUGAGCUGACCUUGGAGCAGCCGCCCCAGGAUGCGUCCACCAAGAAGCUGAGCGAGUGUCUCCGGCGAAUUGGAGAUGAACUGGACAGCAAUAUGGAGCUGCAGAGGAUGAUUGCUGACGUGGAUACGGACUCCCCCCGAGAGGUCUUCUUUCGUGUGGCAGCUGACAUGUUUGCUGAUGGCAACUUCAACUGGGGCCGGGUGGUUGCCCUUUUCUACUUUGCUAGCAAACUGGUGCUCAAGGCCCUGUGCACUAAAGUGCCCGAGCUGAUCAGAACCAUCAUGGGCUGGACACUGGACUUCCUCCGUGAGCGGCUGCUUGUCUGGAUCCAAGACCAGGGUGGCUGGGAUGGCCUCCUCUCCUACUUCGGGACCCCAACAUGGCAGACAGUGACCAUCUUUGUGGCUGGAGUCCUCACCGCCUCGCUCACCAUCUGGAAGAAGAUGGGCUGAGACCUCUCACUGCCUUGGACUGUGUCUUUUCUUCAUAAAUUAUGACAUUUUCCUGGGAUGAAUGGGGGAAGGGGAAAGGCAUUUUUCUUACUUUUGUAAUUAUUGGGAGGGGUGGGAAUGGUGGCCUGGGGAGGUGCCAAUAAACCUCAGGUCCACUUUGGA
Molecule: messenger RNA, 861 nt
Organism: Mus pahari (shrew mouse)
Lineage: Eukaryota; Metazoa; Chordata; Mammalia; Rodentia; Muridae
Gene: Bax
Product: BCL2 associated X, apoptosis regulator
Exons: 6
Coding region: 121-699 (192 amino acids)
Biological process (GO): positive regulation of apoptotic process; extrinsic apoptotic signaling pathway in absence of ligand; intrinsic apoptotic signaling pathway in response to DNA damage
Cellular component (GO): mitochondrial outer membrane
Molecular function (GO): channel activity; protein heterodimerization activity; protein homodimerization activity
Source: RefSeq, a predicted model, not a curated record